This is a messenger RNA of Cylicocyclus nassatus, 456 nucleotides long. The record is from the annotation of a GenBank genome assembly. Lineage: Eukaryota; Metazoa; Nematoda; Chromadorea; Rhabditida; Strongylidae.
AUGAGCAGGUAUGUCAGCAUCAUAGCCAUGGCUACUCUCAUUCGUUUGUCUAUUGCGUUCAUCAUCGUGUCGGUCGCAAAUGGGCUCCACGAUGAGAGAUGUGUGCAUCUGGAAGACAAUCACCGCGCAAUUUUUAGAAAGCAAAUUAAGGAGCAGUAUCCGUCUCUUUUCUAUCAAUGCGAACUUGAAGGCGCAGCUCUUGACUUUAUCGAAAGUGAAAAUUUCGAGCAGGUAAAAAAAGAUCACUCAAAUCUGAAACUUGGUAAUGCAUCGAUUACAAGAGGUGUACUGUGUUACAGAAUUAACAUCAAUGACAAAUUCGAGAAUUUGGUGCUCUAUGCGUUUGAUAAUUUACAUAACGACCUCGCAGCGCAUAACGACGGCAAGAGCAGUGUUGGCUGCAAUUAUCAGUACAACUUGUACAAAGGAAAUGAAAUCGCUUGUGUCUUUGCGUAA